Molecule: messenger RNA, 1527 nt
Organism: Fonsecaea nubica
Lineage: Eukaryota; Fungi; Ascomycota; Eurotiomycetes; Chaetothyriales; Herpotrichiellaceae
Exons: 4
Coding region: 1-1527 (508 amino acids)
Biological process (GO): regulation of transcription by RNA polymerase II
Molecular function (GO): DNA-binding transcription factor activity, RNA polymerase II-specific; RNA polymerase II cis-regulatory region sequence-specific DNA binding
Source: RefSeq, a predicted model, not a curated record
AUGGCGAGUGCCGCAGUCGCAACUCAACCGUCACAACAACACCUUGGGGCUGGCCCAACUUCUCGUACGUCGUCGCCUAUGGACAAUAAGAAAGCCACAGCGAAACAAGAAGCAUCCAAGGCAUCCCCGUCGCAGGCUAAAUCCUCGCUUCCAGAACCACAAUCCACCUCGCUGGCCGAAGAACAAAAGCCCGUCGUUCAAGCAUCAGAACCCCUUGCGCCGCCGCCGCGACCCGCGCCCACCACUCAAGCAGAGACGCCCGACUACUUCUCGGCCCUUCACAACAACGGGAGCAGCAUCGUUCAAGAAUUCAAUCCUUUCGAACAAUCAUUUGGAGCACCCUCGACAGAGACGCCCGGCAAGAAUCUGCUGCCUCCAGUCGCGGCCCUCACCUCUCCUGCCAUCCCUGGCACCAGUUCAACCGGAGGAUACAACUGGCAAAGCUCUCUUCGGUCGGGGCCGCUGAGCCCUGCAAUGUUGGCUGGACCACAGCAAGGUGACUACUUUGACAGUAUCGGUCGUGGCUUCCCAACGCCAAACGAGUCAUCCCUUCGGACUGGCCUGACUCCGGGCGGUGGCGGGUCUAUGUUCCCGGUCCCCAGCCCAAACUCACAAGCGCUCUUUAACUCUUUGCAAAGUGGCGGGGCCACUCCUGGUACCCUUGACUUUCAUCGCACAGCCAUCAACGCUGCUGCACGGAACAAGAACAACCAGUUUGCCAACACUUCCAACCCACAAGAUACAGCCACCAGCACUAUGGACUCUGUGCACGACGCCACCGAUGCUGCCAAUGGCCUGUUUAUGCUCGCGAAAGGAGGCCAAGCUAAUAAUCAAUUCGCGGUACCAAACCCGACAUCCGUUCCAACUGCCCCAGACCAGAAACGGAACAGCAGUGACACGGGUGAGAGCGUUGAGAGCCCCCAGGAAUCUAAGCCUACCACCCGUGGUGGCCGCGGUAAGAAGGCCGUGAAAGCAGAAGCGGCCGGCAAUCGAAGGAAAUCUGAAGCAAGUGCUAAGGGAAGCAAUAAACGUGCCAAGGGCAAUUCUGGGGCCGCCAACGUCGAUCCUGCCCUUGACCCUCACGAGGAGGAAGACGACGAAGAUGAUGACAACAGUGAUGAUGGUGAAGAACACGGCAAAGCCACGACAACGACCAGUAACGGUAGCAGCAAAAAGAUGACCGAUGAAGAGAAGCGGAGGAAUUUCCUUGAGCGCAAUCGUGUUGCUGCCCUCAAAUGUCGCCAGAGAAAGAAACAAUGGCUGGCUAAUCUCCAAGCCAAGGUGGAAAUGUACUCUGCCGAAAAUGACAGCCUCAACACCCAAGUUGCUCAGCUCCAUGACGAAAUUCGAAAUCUACGUACCCUUCUGAUGGGCCAUAAAGAUUGUCCCGUCGGGCACGCCCAGGGUAUUGGGCAAUUUUUGAGUGGUAUGCAAGACCCUAACGCAUUCGGCAACCAACAUGUCAACCCCUACGGGAUGGGCUUGCCAAAUGGCGCACCUCUACAACCUGGCAUGCAGCGAACGUGA